AAACAAGAUGCAAGACAGGAGGUACCGAAUAGGAGCAAUUGUUGGUUUUUUCAUUUUAGUUGGUUUUGCACUCGUCUACAUGCACAAAGGAUCAUCAAUGCAAACCGAUGUACUAAAACUACAUCAGGAACAAGAUACACAUGACCAGGAUAAAUCAUCACAGAUCCGAAAAACCCAAACCCAUGUGAAUUACGGAGAUGAAAAAUUCACCAAUCUUUUUCACUCUCUUCAGCAUAGCAAUACAAGAAAGGGUAUAUCCACCAAUUGUAUAACAGGUGCAACAAUGAGGACAUUUAAUCCAGAUUUCAAGACUGUUUUACAUAAAGACACACAUGAUGCUAUCGCUCCAGAAAUGGAUGUGAAAAGAAAAGAUGCAUUCGUACACAUAUUCAAGAAACACAAGUGGGGAAGAGGGGACGGCACAAGUGACUUACAGGUGUCAGGGGGAGGAUCAUACCUCAAGUUUGCUCAAGAAGCAAUGGCGGUUCUACAUUCUGUUGUGGAUGAAUACAAGAUAUUGAAAGGAGUGAAAAGAGUUCGCCUUUUGGAUAUACCCUGUGGAGAUAUGCAAUGGAUGUCCCGUUUCCUAGCAACAAGGGGCGACAUAGACUAUUAUGGGAUGGAUAUAGUACCUAAACUGAUAGAAUUACAUAAGGAAAAAUUUAAAGACGAACCUUGGACAUUCAAGCAGCAUGAUAUUGCAAAAACAGCCCUUGUCGAAUCUUAUGAUAUCAUUCAUUGUCGUAUGAUGCUACAACAUUUGCCUGUGUCUGAGACACUAAAGGUCCUUGAAAACUUCUCCCGAAGUAAAUCAGGUUAUCUUGUUACGACUACAUUUCCGACAACAUCUUCACACAAAAAAAUCCAUGUUGGAUCUUUUCAACCCCUUAACCUUGAAAUUCCCCCCAUAUCACUCCCUCCUCCAUUAUGUUACCAAAGAGACGGAGAUCAUACUAGACAGGGGCAUCACUAUAUAUCAGUUUGGCCAUUACCACUGAAAUACAUUGAGGAUUGUAACAAAGUAGCAAUGAGUGUGCUACAAGAUAAGAAGAAUUUGACCAUUUAUACAUGUAUUUGA
Molecule: messenger RNA, 1078 nt
Organism: Owenia fusiformis
Lineage: Eukaryota; Metazoa; Annelida; Polychaeta; Sabellida; Oweniidae
Source: the annotation of a GenBank genome assembly